UCGAUAGUUUUCGUGAGAAGACCAAACACCGCGGAUUUGAAUUUGCCAGUUAGUGUUUCUGUAAAUACCUAUAGAAUCAAACUUUAACUAAACUCAACAUCCAUCACUAGUUUUUUAUAUAUUUCUAACUAAUUGUGCUUAUCCUUAUUGAGAGAAAAAAUGGCCAAAUCAAUCAAAUUCUUUGAGUUGAACACAGGGGCCAAGAUUCCUUCUCUUGGGUUAGGGACUUGGCAAGCUGAACCUGGUGUUGUAGCUGAAGCUCUCACCACAGCCAUUCAGGUUGGAUACAGGCAUAUUGACUGUGCUAGUGCGUAUAAGAAUCAAGCAGAGAUUGGUUCUGCUCUUAAGAAGCUUUUUGAUGAUGGUGUGGUGAAGCGUGAGGACUUAUGGAUCACUUCCAAACUCUGGUGUUCAGAUCAUGCACCAGAAGAUGUGCCAAAAGCAUUGGAUAAAACAUUACAGGAAUUGCAACUUGACUAUCUUGACCUCUAUCUGAUCCACUGGCCAGUCCGCAUGAAAAGUGGAACAUUUGGACUCAAUAAAGAAUAUCUUGAGCAACCAGACAUUCCCAAUACAUGGAGAGCAAUGGAGGCACUCUAUGACUCAGACAAGGCUAGAGCCAUAGGAGUGAGCAAUUUCUCUUCAAAGAAGCUUCAAGAUUUGUUAGAUAUAGCAAGAGUGGUUCCUGCUGUUAACCAAGUGGAAUUGCACCCAGGAUGGCAGCAGCCAAAGUUGCGCGCAUUUUGUGAAUCUAAAGAAAUUCAUCUAUCUGGAUAUUCUCCACUAGGUUCACCAGCAGCUCUCAAAAGUGAUAUUCUUAAGAAUCCUGUUGUCACAGAGAUUGCAGAGAGAUUGGGGAAGACACAAGCACAAGUUGCCCUUCGAUGGGGCUUGCAAGCAGGUCAUAGUGUGCUUCCUAAGAGCACUAAUGAGUCCAGAAUCAAGGGAAAUUUUGAUAUCUUUGACUGGUCUAUUCCUCAAGAUUUGAUGACCAAGAUCUCUGAAAUUAAGCAGGAAAGGCUAGUUAAGGCCAGUUUUUUUGUUCACGAGACCUAUGGUGCCUAUAGGAGCAUUGAAGACUUCUGGGAUGGUGAACUCUGAGCAAUAUGCAUCUUUGAGACGUUGAAAAAUACAUUGCUCCUAGAGCAAAUUUAUUCUGCCUUAUACCCACUAGUUGUAGUGAUUCAAGUGAGAUUUUGAGAAGUGUUACUAUUGAUGGUAACACCGAAUAAGUAGCCAAGAGUUAUUUUUCAUUUAAUGAUUGUAUCUUUUAUUCAAUAUAAUAAAGUGAGUUGAGUGAAUUUGACAGGUCCACUGACUAAAAUAAAUUGAUAUUCAUAUUCCUUAA
Messenger RNA from Glycine soja, 1348 nucleotides. RefSeq names its product NADPH-dependent aldo-keto reductase, chloroplastic-like. Gene Ontology annotation, molecular function: aldose reductase (NADPH) activity. The transcript has 7 exons. NCBI's taxonomy places the organism in Eukaryota, Viridiplantae, Streptophyta, Magnoliopsida, Fabales, Fabaceae. Gene Ontology annotation, cellular component: cytosol. The coding region runs from base 160 to 1101 and encodes 313 amino acids. The record is from RefSeq and is a predicted model, not a curated record.